UUUCUCCCCCAGAGCCAAGGUUGCUGUCAGUUCUCUCAGGACACACCUGCUGUGCUUCCCCCCCGUGCCGAGCGGGAUCCAAGGCUCCAGGCCCUUCUCUCUGAGCGCGGCUGCCAGAGCCAUUUUGGGCCGGGGCAGGUGGGGAGGUGACGAGGGGAAGGAGAAACUCACCUUGAAGGACGUGGCCGAGCUCCUCCGGAAGAAGGAAUGUCGCCGUGUGGUGGUGAUGGCCGGAGCCGGGAUCAGCACACCCAGCGGCAUCCCGGACUUCAGGUCCCCCGGGAGCGGCCUGUACAGCAACCUGCAGCAGUACGACAUCCCGUACCCCGAGGCCAUCUUCGAGCUGGGCUAUUUCUUUGUCAACCCCAAGCCCUUCUUCACCCUGGCCAAGGAGCUCUACCCCGGCAACUACCGCCCCAAUUCCGCCCACUACUUCCUGCGGCUGCUGCACGACAAGGGGCUGCUCCUGCGCCUCUACACCCAGAACAUCGACGGGCUGGAGAGACUGGCUGGGAUCCCUCCCGACAAGCUGGUGGAAGCCCACGGCACCUUCGCCACUGCCACCUGUACGGUGUGUAAGAGGAACUUCCCCGGGGAGGACUUCAGGGGGGAUGUCAUGGGGGACAGGGUCCCUCGCUGCCCCGUGUGCACCGGAGUUGUCAAGCCUGACAUCGUGUUCUUCGGCGAGGAGCUCCCGCAGCGCUUCCUCCUGCACCUGGCAGACUUCCCCCUGGCAGACCUGCUCUUCGUCAUCGGGACGUCCCUGGAGGUGGAGCCCUUUGCCAGCCUGGCCGGAGCCGUGCGCAGCUCCGUGCCCCGGGUCCUCAUCAACCGGGAGCUCGUGGGCCCCUUCGCGUGGCAGCAGCGCCACAACGACGUGGCCCAGCUCGGGGACGUGGUCGGGGGCGUCGAGAAGCUGGUGGAGCUGCUGGGCUGGAACGACGAGAUGCAAACGCUGAUCCAGAAGGAGAGAGAGAAGCUGGAUGCAAAGGACAAGUAGGACGGUGCUCCUGCCACCCCUCAGCACAUCACUUGAUGAUGUCCAGCCAUAAAUGUCACCAGCAAGUGGCAGGGCGCUCGUGCCAGCACGUUCAGCGAGCUCCGUGUCUGCAGUUGGCCGUUUGGAUCUGCCUCCUUCCCAGCUGUCCAUCCCGGAGCCCCUUGCUGGGGCUGGUUCUAGGGAGCAGGAGCUGGGAAUGCCAGGAGUCUGGAGCAAGUUUUCCAGCUCCCACUGGACUGAGCAUCCGAGGUCUCUCCUCCCCAGCCACUGUUCCCUUGGCCACAAUCCCGAGCUGCUGCAGACCGUGUUUGUUCUUCCAUGAAAUCUCUGCUAAUCAGGGUACAGUCUGGGGGCGGGGGGGCUGCCCCCCAUUCCCAUUCCAGCUCAAGCUGCUGCGGGAUUUCUGAAUCAGUAGAGUGUUAAUUAUUUAAUAAUAAAGAGAUAUAAUUCA
Messenger RNA from Lepidothrix coronata (blue-crowned manakin), 1451 nucleotides. It is a transcript of the gene SIRT3, whose product is annotated as sirtuin 3. Gene Ontology annotation, molecular function: NAD+ binding; histone deacetylase activity, NAD-dependent. Bases 227 to 1000 code for a protein of 257 amino acids. The transcript is spliced from 6 exons. NCBI's taxonomy places the organism in Eukaryota, Metazoa, Chordata, Aves, Passeriformes, Pipridae. The record is from RefSeq and is a predicted model, not a curated record.